AAUAUCUCAUUACUAUUAUACAAUCAGUUGAAAUAUCACUUACAAAGAUUGUAAGUGAAAGCGUAUUAAAAUAUUUUUGUUUUUUACCUGCCCGGGGGUUUCGUAUUGUAUGGAAGGAGCUCUAAACAAACGAUACGAAACGUUUUUGUUACGACUUACGUGUGAAAACGUCAUUAUCAAUAACAAUAAUUGAUAAUAACGUUGUACUUGUUACUUGUUAUGGUUUUUUAAAUUAUCACACUACACGUGUAUGUAUAAUUUCGUAUAUUCAUUUUCUUGUGUUCUUUAUUUAAACUGUGCGAAUAACUGUACGUUAUUCAAAUAAAAUGGGCAACAAGAGACAUGGCUGUACAAACGCAUAUUUUGCAAAGAAGAGGAGAGAAAAACAAGGAGGAAAUACAUCUGAAAAUCCUAAAGAAGAUAACCGUAGUUCUUAUGAAACAACUAUACGAGAAAAUGAAAAAUUUUUACAGUAUUACAAGAUGCAGAAUAUUUGUCCAAAAGGAGAAUGGGAUCACUUUAUAUCUGUAUUAAAGUCUGAUUUACCAACAUCUUUUCGUAUUACUGCUAGCAGUAACAUAGAAGCAAAGAGUCUUUUGAAAUUGGUUGAAGGGGUUUUUUUUACUGAUUUACUCAAAGGAGAGCUUAGUGAUGAACAGAAAAAUAGCAAACCAUUUUGUUUACCAUGGUAUCCCCAGCGAUUGGGUUGGCAGUUGAAAAUCACUCGUAAAGAUAUACGUGGUUCUGAAGCAUAUUACCGUCUGCAUAAUUUUUUAAUUUCUGAAACUGGCAAUGGUAAUAUUUCUAGACAAGAAACUGUUAGCAUGAUUCCACCUUUACUAUUGGAUAUAAAUCCAAGUGAUAAGAUAUUAGAUAUGUGUGCUGCUCCUGGAUCUAAAACUGCACAACUCAUUGAAUCUCUUUAUUCUGGCUCUACUUCUUCUGUUCCAGAUGGAUUAGUCAUUGCAAAUGAUGUUCACAAUGCUAGGUGUUACAUGUUGGUUCAUCAAGCAAAACGAUUAAAUAGUGCAAAUGUAGUCAUUACUAAUCACGAUGCUACUGUUUUGCCAGCAAUGCAUUUGAAUGAAAAUGGAGAUUCUUUGUUAAAAUUUGAUAAAAUUUUGUGUGAUGCACCAUGCUCUGGGGAUGGUACAUUACGAAAAAAUCCAGAUAUUUGGACCAAGUGGAGUCCUGGAAAUGCAAAUAAUCUUCAUGGAAUACAAUUUCGGAUAUUAAAGCGAGGUUUAGAGCUGUUAAAUGUUGGUGGACGGUUAGUUUACUCAACUUGUUCUUUGAAUCCGAUUGAAAAUGAAGCAGUAGUUCAACGUAUGAUGAAUGAAGCCAAAGGUAGUGUUGUGAUUGUGGAUGCACGACAUAAACUAGCAGGGUUAAAAACAAUGGAUGGUCUUUCUCAGUGGAUAGUUGUAUCAAAAGAUUUAGAUGUAUACAAAUCUUUUGAUGAGGUACCAGAAAAAUGGACUACGCAAAUCAGACCACAAAUGUUUCCUUUAAAAGAUGAUUUAUUUAAUCUUAACAAAUGUAUUCGCAUACUACCCCACCACCAAGAUACUGGAGGAUUUUUUGUUACUGUCUUGGAAAAAACUAAGCCUCUACCAUGGGAAACUGCAUUAAAAGAAACUCAAGAAGAAAAUGAAAAAUCCGCAAAUGGUGUAGAAAUCAAAGAAAAUAAACGAAAACCAAAGAAACGAAGAUACCAAGGUUAUAAAGAAGACCCAUUUGUAUUUUUGACAAAUGAAGAUCCUGUUUGGCCUGAAAUCAGGGAUUUUUAUGAACUUAGUGAUUUCCCUGUUCAUUGUUUACUAACUAGGUGUUCUGUUGGUAAAAAAAAAAAUAUUUACUACACUUCAUCUUCUAUUAGAGAUAUUGUAAAAAAUAAUCAAGAUCGUGUUAAAAUAAUUAACACUGGUGUCAAGACAUUUGUCCGUUGUGAUAAUAAAUCAAUGAAGUGUAACUUUAGACUUGCUCAAGAGGGUUUGGCCGGUAUAUCUUCUUACAUUGGGUCUAAACGAAGAUUACAAUUGACACGGGAUGAAGUUAUAAUUAUUCUUAAGAAUCCAACAAUUCCAGUAACUGAUUUAGACCAAAAAACUAAAGAUAAACUAGAAAAUUUUGGAGUUGGAAGUUGUAUUCUUAAUAUGAUAGAUGAAAAUUUCCCACUCGAGUUGGUGGGAUGGAAGGGUUUCUCAACGCUCAAAGCUUAUGUGAAUGGUGAAUGCAGAUUACAUUAUUUGAGAUUACUUGGAGUUGAUGUUUCACAAUUUGAUGUAAAUAAAUUUAAAAAAGAAAGUAAUGAUGAUGAACCUGUAGACAAAAAUGGAACUUUUAUUGAAGAAGUAAUUACUAAUAAUACUGAGAUCAAAGAAGAAUUAGUUCCUGAUAUAAAUGGGCUUAAAGAAGAACUGAUUGAAAAAUCAUAAUACAAAAAUUAACAAUUUACAGAUAUCACAUUUGUUAAAUUUUUUUAUC
This is a messenger RNA of Sipha flava (yellow sugarcane aphid), 2487 nucleotides long. It is a transcript of the gene Nsun2, whose product is annotated as tRNA (cytosine(34)-C(5))-methyltransferase. The record is from RefSeq and is a predicted model, not a curated record. The coding region runs from base 327 to 2438 and encodes 703 amino acids. The transcript is spliced from 16 exons. Gene Ontology annotation, molecular function: tRNA (cytidine-N5)-methyltransferase activity; tRNA binding. Lineage: Eukaryota; Metazoa; Arthropoda; Insecta; Hemiptera; Aphididae. Gene Ontology annotation, cellular component: cytoplasm; nucleus. Gene Ontology annotation, biological process: tRNA methylation.